AGUACCUAAAUCCUUGGAAUAUUUCUUCCAGGGCCAAUACUUCUAUUUAACACCAGCCCUCACUUCUCGCCUCCCAUUCCUUUCUUCUCUAUUCAUUUUUUUCAUAAUGAUUUUGCUUGAUUUUUUAAUUAUUAUUGUUAAAACAUCAUAUUUUUCUAUUUUAUAACCUUGGUUCUCGUCCGAAGAAUACAAAUACAUUCGGAAGAAAAAUCACCAAAGCACAUCCACUCUUCUACCUAUUCGCAGGAAUCGACUCGAGCAUCCUUUAUGGGAAUCAUCCUAUUCAUUGAAUCGACCUUUUCACACCUACGGACGAAAGAUAAAACUCUAAUUCAACCAUGGCGUAUUCCGACAAUGCCAGAUCUGCUUUCCAUCGCGCAAUUCAAAAAACCCACUCGGGUUCAAUUGAAUGGUCUGCCCAUGAUGAAAAUCGAAUUCUCUUCGCCGAAGCUGCGUCCAAAGAUUUUCUGAAAAUUUACCCUCCCGAGCAGACAGCUGGUCUGCGCAGAUUUGCUAGCGAGAUAGGUAGAUCAAACGACCAGGAAUUCCAAGACACCCUCACCAACUACCUUAUCUCUUUGGUGGCUACCAUAUGCGGCGUGGCUAAACUUGGCCGUGCGAAAUUCGAGAUGUGGCGGGGUCUCCUCGAGGAAACAUUUAUGAUUCUGGAUAGAGAGUACAGUGACGAAGUUUCGCGUGAUGAAAACACGAUAGAAGCGCACGAGAGAUGUUGCUACUUCGAGCUUCAGGGCUUCUGUUACCAAGCAUUUGUUCGAACUCUGAAGUUCGAUGAGGAGGAUUCUGAAGUCGACUACAUAUCGAUGGAGUACAUAUUCGUCUACACUAUCUGCUGUCAGGUUCUAUGGAACCGUAUCGGCCAUAGCAGAUUCUUAGACAAUCUGAGAGACGAAGAGGUUGUGGAAAAAUUAGUCGACAAACUCGUUGACCAAGCAGUCGCUUCUCUUACUGACGACGCGAAUAAGACUCCGGAUGCGACUUCGAAUGAUCCGGACAUGAAACCGGAUGAAGAUUUAUGUGAUGAAUCAGACGAGGAUUUAGAGCACAAGCAGAAGCACGUCACCGGAUUUUGUGAUAUAGCGAGGGACUGCAAGUGUCUAGAAGCAGUUUGGAUGCGCAAAAUUGGACCUUCGAAGUUCCAUAAGGAAGAGGAGGCACGAAGGAAGGCGAAGGCCCUUCGGGUUUGGCGUGGACGCGUACAAGGGCUCACAAAGUUGGGAAAAUCGCCCCUCGGUCGUACACCUCUGAUAUGCGAUCCGGAACUUGACUUGGAUAUUCGUCUAACUAACUAG
Molecule: messenger RNA, 1310 nt
Organism: Hypoxylon trugodes
Lineage: Eukaryota; Fungi; Ascomycota; Sordariomycetes; Xylariales; Hypoxylaceae
Exons: 2
Coding region: 339-1310 (323 amino acids)
Source: RefSeq, a predicted model, not a curated record